Tetrapisispora phaffii CBS 4417 is the source of this 1341-nucleotide messenger RNA. RefSeq names its product saccharopine dehydrogenase (NADP+, L-glutamate-forming) (gene LYS9). The transcript has a single exon. Gene Ontology annotation, molecular function: saccharopine dehydrogenase activity. NCBI's taxonomy places the organism in Eukaryota, Fungi, Ascomycota, Saccharomycetes, Saccharomycetales, Saccharomycetaceae. The record is from RefSeq and is a predicted model, not a curated record. Gene Ontology annotation, cellular component: cytoplasm. The coding region runs from base 1 to 1341 and encodes 446 amino acids.
AUGGUGAAAAAAGUUUUAUUAUUAGGUUCUGGUUUUGUUGCCAAACCAGUUGUCGAUGUUUUAUCAAAAACAGGUGAUAUUGAAGUCACAGUUGCUUGUAGAACUUUAAAAAAUGCACAAGAAUUAGCUAAAGGCACUAAUUCAGGCGCUAUUUCUUUAGAUGUUACUGAUGAAACUGCAUUGGACAAAGUUUUGUCAGAAAAUGAUGUAGUGAUUUCAUUGAUUCCAUAUAUUUAUCAUUCCACCGUUGUUAAGAGUGCCAUUAGAUUAAAGAAGAAUGUUGUUACUUCCUCAUACAUUUCUCCGGCUUUAAGAGAAUUAGAACCAGAAAUUAAGAAGGCAGGCAUCACCGUUAUGAAUGAAAUUGGUCUAGAUCCUGGUAUCGAUCAUUUAUAUGCUGUCAAAGUCAUUGAUGAAGUCCACAAGAAAAAAGGUAAAAUUACAUCCUUUAUUUCAUACUGUGGUGGUUUACCAUCCCCAGAGGAUUCUGACAAUCCAUUAGGUUACAAAUUUUCUUGGUCUUCAAGAGGUGUUUUAUUAGCUUUGAGGAAUUCUGCAAAGUAUUACAAAGACAAUCAAUUGGUUCAAGUAAGUUCAGAAGAUUUAAUGAGUUCUGCUAAACCGUAUUUCAUUUAUCCCGGUUACGCCUUCGUUUGUUACCCAAAUAGAGAUUCAACAGCUUUUAAAGAAUUAUAUGAAAUUCCAGAAGCUGAGACUGUUAUUAGAGGUACUUUGAGAUAUCAAGGUUUCCCAGAAUUUGUUAAGGUGUUAGUUGACAUGGGUAUGUUAAAGGACGAUGAAAAUGACAUUUUUACUAAGCCUAUAUCAUGGAGUGAGGCUUUACAACGUUAUUUACAAAGUGAGUCAUCUUCAAAACAAGAUAUAAUAAAAAAAAUUGAUUCCUUAACUCAAUGGAAAUCUGAUGAAGAUAGAGAAAGAAUUUUAAACGGUUUCCAAUGGUUAGGAUUUUUUUCCACUACUCCUAUUACUCCAAAGGGCAAUGCCUUAGAUACAUUAUGUGCCACAUUAGAAGAAUUGAUGCAAUAUACAGAAAAUGAGCGUGAUAUGGUUGUGCUUCAACAUAAAUUUGGCAUCGAAUGGGCAGAUGGCACUACAGAAACAAGAACCUCAACUUUGGUCGAUUAUGGUAAAGUUGGUGGAUACAGCUCAAUGGCUGCCACUGUUGGUUAUCCAGUUGCAAUUGCUACCCAAAUGGUAUUAAAUGGCCAAAUUGAAGGCCCAGGUCUUUUAGCUCCUUAUACUCCAGAAAUUAAUGAUCCAAUUAUGAAGGAAUUAAAGGACAAAUAUGACAUUUAUUUAGUCGAGAAGACAAUAGCUUAG